This is a messenger RNA of Chrysochloris asiatica (Cape golden mole), 2283 nucleotides long. RefSeq names its product protocadherin beta 5 (gene PCDHB5). Gene Ontology annotation, biological process: homophilic cell-cell adhesion. The record is from RefSeq and is a predicted model, not a curated record. The transcript has a single exon. Gene Ontology annotation, molecular function: calcium ion binding. Bases 1 to 2283 code for a protein of 760 amino acids. Lineage: Eukaryota; Metazoa; Chordata; Mammalia; Afrosoricida; Chrysochloridae. Gene Ontology annotation, cellular component: plasma membrane.
AUGCCAGAAGAAACAGAAAGUGUCUCCUUUGUGGCCCACCUGGCAAAAGACCUGGGUCUCAGGAUGGGGGAACUGGCUACCCGGGGUGCGAAAAUUCAUUACAAAGGAAACAAACAGCUCUUGCAGCUGGAUGUAAAAACCGGGAGUUUGCUUCUGGUAGAAAAACUAGACCGGGAGACAUUGUGCGGGGCGUCAGAAUCUUGUAUACUGCAUUUCCAAAUAUUACUGGAAAACCCGGUGCAGUUUGUUCAAGUUGAACUGCAGCUCAUAGAUAUAAAUGACCAUUCUCCAGAGUUUCUAGAAAGUGAAAUGCUCCUAAAAAUCCCCGAGAGCGUCGAUCCAGGGGCUGUGUUUCCCUUGAAAACAGCUCAGGAUUCUGACAUUGGUAGCAACACUAUUCAGGGUUACACAAUUCUCCCCAACUCCCAUUUUCAUGUUCUCACACAUAAUCGCGGAGGUGGCAGAAAAUACCCUCAGCUGGUGUUGGACAAAGCUCUAGAUCGUGAGGAGGAGCCUGAACUCAGUUUAACCCUCGUGGCUCUGGAUGGUGAUACUCCUCCCAGGUCCGGGACAAUGGCAAUCCGAAUUGAAGUUGUGGACAUCAAUGACAACGCCCCUGAGUUUUUACAGUCACUCUAUGAGGUACAGGUCCCAGAAAGCAGCCCCCUUAAGUCCUUGGUUGUGGCUGUGUCCGCUCGAGAUUUAGAUGCAGGAACAUAUGGAAGUGUGACCUACUCUCUCUUCCAAGGGGACGACGUUACUCAACCAUUUGUAAUGGAUGAAAUUACAGGAGAACUUCGUCUGAAAAGAAUAUUGGAUUUUGAGGCAAUUCAAUAUUAUAAUGUGGAAAUUGUGGCCACAGACGGUGGGGGUCUCUCAGGGAAAUGCACUGUAGCUAUAGAAGUGAUGGAUGUGAAUGACAACGCCCCUGAACUCACCAUGUCUACACUUACCAGCCCUACACCAGAAAACGCCCCGGAAACUGUAGUUGCUGUUUUCAGUGUUUCAGAUUCAGACUCCGGAGACAACGGAAGGAUUGUUUGCUCCAUCCAGGACAAUCUCCCAUUUCUUCUGAAACCCACAUUCGAGAACUUUUAUAUGCUAGUCACAGAAAGGUCACUGGACAGAGAGAGCAGAGCCCAGUACAACAUCACCAUCACCGUCACUGAUCUGGGAUCACCGAGGCUGAAAAUCGAGCACAACGUAACUGUACUAGUCUCCGACGUCAAUGAUAACGCUCCCACCUUCUCCCAACCCUCUUACACCUUGUUAGUCCGUGAGAACAAUAUUCCCGUCCUGUACGUGGGCACCGUGAGCGCCACAGACAGAGACUCAGGUCCCAACGCCCAAAUCACCUACUCGCUGCUGCCACCCCACGACCCACAUCUCCCUCUAGCCUCCUUGAUCUCCAUCAGUGCAGAUAAUGGGCAUCUGUUCGUUUUGACGUCGUUGGAUUAUGAGGCCCUGCAAGCGUUCGAAUUCCGAGUGGGCGCCGCAGACGCAGGCUCCCCAGCGCUGAGCAGCGAGGCACUGGUGCGAGUGGUGGUCGUGGACGACAACGACAACUCGCCCUUUGUGUUGUACCCACUGCAGAAUGGCUCUGCGCCCUUCACCGAGCUGGUGCCCAGGGUGGCUGAGGUGGGUUACCUAGUGACCAAGGUAGUUGCUGUGGACAGCGACUCAGGCCAGAACGCUUGGCUGUCAUACCAUCUGCUCAAGGUCACGGAACCCGGACUGUUCAGUGUGUGGGCGCACAACGGCGAGGUGCGCACAGCCAGACUGCUGAGCGAGCGCGACGCGGCCAAGCACAGACUGAUUGUGCUGGUCAAGGACAAUGGCGAGCCACCAAUGUCCACCACCGUCACACUGCAAGUGCUCCUGGUGGACGGCUUCUCACAGCCCUACUUGUCUCUCUCUGAGGUGUCCCCGGACGAAGCCCAGGCCAACUCGCUCACUAUCUACUUGGUCAUUGCGUUGGCAUCAGUCUCAUCACUCUUCCUGUUCUCCGUGCUUCUGUUCGUCGCGGUACGUUUGUGCAGGAGCAGAGCCGCUUCCAUGGGUCGCUAUCCGGUGCCUGAGGGCUACUUUCCAGACCACUUGGUAAACGCCAGCAACACUGGGACAUUGUCCCAUAGUUAUCAGUAUGAGAUCUAUCUAACAGGAGGCUCCAAGACAAAUGACCUCAAAUUCCCAAAGUUGAUUAUCCCCAGUCUCCCGCCCCAAAGCACUAGCAAAGAAACCGAUCAAAACGCCACAUUACGGAAUAGCUUUGGAAUCAUUUAG